CAAAAAUAGAACAGACGUGUAUUUUCAUUCAUUUUUCAUUACUGCGAAGAGAGAUUAAUAAAAGAGAAAGCUUUUCAAAAUAAUUUACUCAAAACAACAAAUAAAAGGAGAUUCCUUUCCGUUCUUCUUUUCUCUCUCUCUGGAUUCAUUUCCUCGCAAAGGAAGUUUCUUUUGAUCUGAAUCGUAUCGUGUCGCUUCGUUUCUAACUAUGGAAAUAGAAACGGAACAUAAUAAAACAGUCUCUGUCGAUGACAACGACAGCCUCGUACCAGAGCCAAGCUCAACAAAAGAAGAAAGCCUUUUAGAAGAUAUCUCCCUUCCUGGUCAAGUUACCAAUCAUCAUCCAGAACUAUCGAGUGCAAGCCAAGUUCUGAUCAAAGUUGAAUUGGAUUUUGCUUUUGUCUCUGAGAAGUUAGUGAAUCUCAGUCUUCUCACUAUGCAACUCGGCUCUAGAGAACAUGACUUUGAGUCUUUUGUUUCUCAUCAAGAAGAUGAAGAAGAAGAAGGAGAAGAUGAUGAUGAUUUGGCUGUGAAGGCGUUGGAGUUUGAUCUUUUGUCUUCGUUUCUAAACUCAGAGGUGAAAGAAGUUGAGUCACGAGUUAAUUCUCUUCAGAACGAAGUUCAGAAUGCACGUGUCGUGAUAUCUCCGUUUCAAGAUGAUGGAGAAGGUUUCUCUGAUUUGGAGGAGAAGUUGCAUGAUGCUGAACAGUCUUUGGGGCAGUUAAUAGACCAAGUUGUGGAGAUGAAGAAGCAAUCUUCUAGCUUUCAUAAGUUAUCUUCUGGUUUGGAUGAUUCUUUAAGGUCUGGAGAGGGUGUUGCAGAGUCUCAGAACGAGGGUGAGUUUGGUGAUUUGAGCGCGAAGAUUAAGAUGCAGACUGCUGAUCAGCAAAGGAACGUUUUGAGGAUGCUUGAGAAGUCUUUGGCUAAGGAGAUGGAACUUGAGAAGAAACUAAGCGAGUCAAGAAACGCUGAAUACCAACUAGAGAUCAAACUCUAUUCUUCUGAGCAGGAUGUUCUCUACAUGGAAGAAGUGAUCGAAGAUGCGUAUUCGAGGUGGCUUGAGGCAGAUAAUGCUUCUGAAGUUUUUAAAGGAAUGUUAAAGGAGAUGUCUGGAAAGCUGCAGAUUCUUAAGUUCAAUUUAAGCGGCUCUUUUAAGAGGGAACAUAAUUUGAAGUCUGAGCUUGUUGAUUCAAACGAACGUUUAGAAGCUAAAGAAUCUGCCUUGCACAAGCUUGAUAGCAGCAAUGGAAGGGUUAGCGACUUUCUUAUGGCGCAAGCAGAAGGCUUGAAAGAGAGUUUGAAAGAAGCUGAGGAGAAACUGAUUCUGUUGAACACUGAGAACUCCACGUUAAGUGAAAAAGUUAGCUCUCUUGAGGAACAACUCAAUGAGAACGAUGACCUGAAAGAUAAGUUAGCCGAAACUGAAGCAAGGGCUGAGGAAGCAGAAACCAAAUGCCAAAAGCUAGAAGAAAGCCAAAAGGAGUUUCAAGACGAGUUGGAUAGUUUCAGAGCAAAAGGCUACACUCCAGAGAAGUUAGAAUCGCUUGAGAAACGCUUGAGGGACUCGGAUCAUCAGCUGGAACUUGCGGUUGCAGCCGCUGAAGCAAGUAAAGAGAAGCAGAGUUUGUUAUACUCUACUGUCUCUGACAUGGAGGAUGUGAUUGAGGAUCUGAAAUCGAAAGUUUCCAAGGCUGAACACAGGGCUGACUAUACAGAAGAGAAGUUGAUCACUGUGUCUGAGUCUAACGCAGAUCUCAACGAAGAACUGAAGUUCUGUAGAGGUAGAUUGAAAGAAGCGGAGAGGUAUUUAGAGAAAGCAGAGGAGAGGAAGUUGCAAACAGCUAAAGAUAUCGCACAGCAUAACAAGAUCAUGAAGAAACUAGUCAUGCAACUAGCUUCUGAACGAGAACGGCUUCAUAAACAGAUAACUAACUUGUCAAGAGAGAACCGUGUGUUGGUCAUGAAGUUGAAGAAGGUUGGAAAGACAGUUCAUAUGGAGAGUGAAAACGGAAGUGAAGUUUCACCAAAGUCUGAACAGAGUUCUCUUCCUUGUUAUCAAGAAAGUAAACUUCAAGCCACUGUUACUUCACUAACUAAUGAAGAGGAGGAAGAAACAGAGUCAGAGUCAAGUUCAGAUAUUGGAAGUGUAAGGAGAUUAGAUGCUGGAGCUCUUGGGUUCAAGCACAUUCUGGUUGCAAUCUUGGUCAUCUUCAUGUCUUCAAUGGCUUAUCUAAUAUCCCAGCAAAACAUCUAAGAGUCUUUAAGCCUUUUCAGAGUCUCUCAUAAGCUCUAGUUUUGUUUUUUUUUUCUCAAUCUAUUUUGCAAUAAUUCACAAUGUCAGAAUAUAUUUCUUAGUUUUUUGUGGCUAAUCUUCAAUGAAAGAUUACUAACUUUUUCAGAAUCUCAUAGGCUUCAGUUUUGUUUUCCUUACUCUUUGUCAAAGUUUAAUUUGACAGAUUAUAUUUUUGUUUGUUUGUGUGCCUGAUCUC
This is a messenger RNA of Eruca vesicaria subsp. sativa (arugula), 2489 nucleotides long. The record is from the annotation of a GenBank genome assembly. NCBI's taxonomy places the organism in Eukaryota, Viridiplantae, Streptophyta, Magnoliopsida, Brassicales, Brassicaceae.